This is a messenger RNA of Lytechinus pictus (painted urchin), 4172 nucleotides long. RefSeq lists its product as uncharacterized. Lineage: Eukaryota; Metazoa; Echinodermata; Echinoidea; Temnopleuroida; Toxopneustidae. Gene Ontology annotation, biological process: intracellular signal transduction; cell redox homeostasis. The record is from RefSeq and is a predicted model, not a curated record. The transcript is spliced from 9 exons. Gene Ontology annotation, molecular function: electron transfer activity. Bases 333 to 1790 code for a protein of 485 amino acids.
ACCACCACCUGACCACCAAGAACAAGAAACAAGUGCACACGGUUGCUGUCCGUCCCAGCCCGUGGCACGUACAACCGACCGAUGUACGGCGCCGUUGCAGCCGGAGCUUGCCCUGGCCUAGAGCUAGCGAGAAAGACCGGCGUACAUUCAGCCCGCAGCGAUUCCUGUGUCUGUGAGUGUGAGAACAAGAUCAGUCUUAUCAUAGUUAUACAAAAUUACAAGGGCAAAGGCAGGGACGAGCUUAACUGCUAAUCGGGAGACUUAAAGAAACUUCAGAUCAAUUUUAAUGCUAGACACCGAGUCAGUUGCACUUCAAACCGACAGUACUAAUCAUGAGUAAUUCCGAAUUUAAAGGCCAAAUUUUGAUAUAUUCUAUCGUUGGAUGCCCGUUCUGCAUGCGAGCUAAACAGACUUUGCAAGAUCUUGAAUUGCCUUAUUUGGAUGUUAACCUCGAUUCUUAUGGUGAAAAAGUACGGAAAGAAGUCCGGGAAAGAAGUGGUAGGAGUACAGUUCCACAAAUCUUCUUUAACGCAAGACAUGUUGGUGGCUUUGAUGAUUUACAAGCCUUGAUUGCUGAUAAGGAUAAUUUUAAUCACUUGAUUGAUGAAGUGCGGAACAAUGAGGCUCCUCCUGAUGCCCCCAAAAUUCCUGAUGCUAGUGAAAUGAAGCAAGAAAAAAGUGAUAUGGAAUUCACCUGUGAGCUAGACGAGUAUGCCGUCUUGAUACGAGAGCUUAAGACAAGCGGGAUCAUCAAAGAUCAUCGGAAAGGCCUUUCAACCUACAAGAACACAUUCCAGGCGAGAGAGUUUGUCGACUGGAUAGUGAAGGCAAGAUCAUUUGAGGACCGAUCCACUGGGAUCGUAAGCGGGCAGGACCUGAUUGAUCGAGGUUUUGCGAGUACUGUGAAAGGAUCUCAUGACGGACGGUUUGAAGACAAUGAUAGCCUUCUUAGAUUGCUAGAACAUGAUGAGAAUACUGCGCUCAAUUCAGGAUUGUCAAGUGAAUGUGAAGCUAGACCCGCUUCAGAUCUUGGGGAAGAUAUGAGGAAGCUCAUUCUCUCACUGUACAAUGAAUAUCUUUCUUCAGAUGGCAAGAGAGUGAAUUACAAGGGUAUAGCAGCGAGUUCACAAUUCCAGACCUACACCCGGAUGACGGCGCAGCUCUACAGAGUGGAUGUGAAGUCCGCUUCUAGGGAGGAGAAGAUUGCUUUCUUCAUCAACAUUUACAAUGCCCUUGUCAUCCACGGCUAUGUCACUUCUGGACCCCCACAGAACCUGUGGCAGAGAUACAAGUUCUUCAACUAUGUAAGCUACAUUAUUGGCGGUCAACUAUAUUCUCUCAACGACAUUGAGAAUGGAAUCCUGAGAGCGAACAGGAAGCCAAUAGGCUCCCUCUCCAAACCCUUCUCAAAGAACGAUCCUCGCCUCCAGGUGGCGCUAGAUCAGCCGGAACCACUCAUCCACUUUGCGUUGGUCUGCGGAGCGAAGAGCUGUCCACCAAUCAAGACAUACUCAGGCAAGGAUGUUAUGAAUGAGUUACAGUUAGCAGCAGAAGCUUUCCUGGAAGGGUCUGAUGGGUGCCAGGUCAUUGAGGACAAAAAGGAGGUUAAGUGCAGCCAGAUCUUCAAGUGGUACAGGGAGGACUUUGGCAGGAACGAUAAAGACGUAGCUGUAUUUAUAUCCAAGCACAUGGGAGAGAGUGAGAAGAAGAAAUCACUGCUUCAGGUCAUAGGUCACAAGGACUACAAGGUCAGUUAUAUGAAGUACAACUGGGGUAUCAACUCCCAAUAGAGAAUGGCUUUUCAACGCCUAUUGGAAAACACUUCUAUGCACAUUAUUUUACUAUAAAUUAGUUUACAAUACCAUGCCAUAACUGAUUACCAACAAUCCCAGGCAGAGUCAACCCAGAAUUAAAAUAAUAAUAAUAAUAUUACAGGAUUUUGUAUAGCGCACAUAUCCACCUUGCUAGGUGCUCAAAGCACUCCUAUAUUAUCCCGGCUAAGCUAGUCUACCAAUUCUGGUGCGCACAGCUUUUUGAGGAAUUACUUCCUGCUGGUACCCAUUUACCUCACCUGGGUCGAGUGCAGCACAGUGUGGAUAAAUUUCUUGCUGAAGAAAAACACGCCAUGGCUAGGAUUCGAACCCACCGCCUUCUGUUUUAAAGGCGAAAGUCAGAACCACUAGACACUAGAAAACAUGUGAAAUAUCAAUGAGUAGGUGCUUGGUAUGACAAGCUUAUUAUUGUAUUUAAAGUAUUAUUAAAAGCGGAGUUUUCUCCUUUUUUUGCCCGAUAUUGUCGUAAGUUACUAUUUUCCAGUCCAAACUAAAUUGAUGUAUGCUUGUAAUUGUUGUGUAAAAGUAAUUUAUAUAUUUUGAAUAAAUGAUUUUAAUCCCCCUUCCCCCCCCAAAAAAAAAAAAUAUAUAUAUAUUUAUCUGUUAAAGUCAGCCUUGUGGAAAUAGUAAAGUGAUAUUCAGUGAAAUUGUGCAAAUUUGUGGUAUACUUGCAAUAUACUUAUUCAAUCAUUUCAUAUGUACAUGUACAUGUUAAUUCAUAAUUCUGAAUUUAUCAAAAUAUCCUUUUCUCCACAUAUAUCCAACAUUUUGGUCAUAAUCCUAAUUUUAUUAUUAUGUAUAGGUAGCACACUGUACGUUUAUGAUCUUGUGGAGUUUCUAUUUUUAGUAGGUUGAUUAUUAUGGCUGAUAUUUUUGUAUGCAUACAUAUACAGUAGAUGUAUAAAGAUUCAUGCAUAAUUAUGUUUAACAAUUUCAGGUAUCUGAUCAAACUGCUGUGUCAUUUGAUAAUGAUAAUUUUCAGGGUAAAUACAAAAGAUCUAUGAAAAUUUCACCUUAUUGAAAAGGAGAGAUAAAACAAGAAUGACAUUAGGAAAAGGAGAAAGAUAUUAAACAGAUAAUGAGUCAUUCAAAAACACAAUAUCAUGCAUUCCAACUCUAUGUACAGUUUACCUUACAUAUUUAUUGUGUUAUGAUACAUGUGUGCAUUUACAUGUAGAUAGUCAUUUAUUGCACCUUUAAUAUGUAUUCACUGUCUUUGAAAAGCCUCUUCAAAGUUUUGGUCAAUUCCCUAGGGUAUAUCACUGUUCCAUUUCACAAGCCAGCAUGUUCUAGAAGUGUUCUGAUGUACAAUCAAUGAGAUAAGAACAUAUUUUUUUUGAUUUAUUUUUAAGCAUUUUACAGGAAUGUAAGUAUUAAUGUGUGUCAGAUCAAAAUAGAGAUAUCACUUUCUUUUUCAAUUAAAAAUACUUCUCAGGGAUUGAAUGGGCUGAAAAUUCUAAGACACGACCUUCGUUUCUGAUAAAGAUCAUCACUCAAUUUGAAAAAUUAGUAUCCCUUUAUUUAAAGAAAAGAUUGAAUCAGUACCAAGAGAGGGCACUAGAUAUUAAUUUUUAAAAAGUUCAAAUUCAAAUUAUCACAAAGAAUAAACUGCCAAAAAAGAUUUAGCACCCGCUACACUUUUCUAAGAUUGAAGUAUUAGCUGAUACUUGAGGUUAAGAAAUAUUGUUCAUCCUUAAUACCGAAGCUUUAAACAGGCUUUAAUAUCAGAACAACUGAAAUAUAGAAUUCCUCAGAGAUAUUUUGUUUCAUAUCAUAACUAAUACCCUAUUUAAAUAUUUCAAACGAUAUAAUUUUUUCGACGAGAGAGUAGUAGUUUUCUUGGAAAAUUUACCUGUAAUGAAAUGUAAGAAGACACCUAAAUUAUUUAGACUACCAGAAACUUUGCAAUAAACAAACAUGUUAAUACCUCAGAAGUAUAUAGAGGAGGGACCAAUAUUUAAGAAAGCUUGUUUUAAGAUGCCUCAGUGCUUGACAAAGAUCUGUAAGAUUCUAUCAAAGUGAAUACUGACAAAUUAUAAACUGCUUGAAAUCAAAACAUAUCAAUACAAAUUUUAUGAACUUUUACCACUUUCUAUCUGAGUAUUUUCUGUAGAAAAUCUGAGUUUAGUAGGAUUUGAAAAUAGGUUUUUAUGGACUGACUGGUCUGAUUAAUUUCAUGUCAUACAACGGUGAUGGUGGUGAUUUUGUUUUACCUGAUUGAAUGCAUGUAAGCAAGAAACCAAAGGACCUAAAAAACACACAAGUACUGAAAAUCUGAUUUAGAUAUUAGAGUAAGUUUGUUUUGAUAAAAACAGAAAAAAAUUAAAAAAAUAUUUACCU